Paramecium sonneborni is the source of this 1250-nucleotide messenger RNA. The record is from the annotation of a GenBank genome assembly. Lineage: Eukaryota; Ciliophora; Oligohymenophorea; Peniculida; Parameciidae.
AUGAAUUAUAAACAAGUCAUUUAUUGGGAAAAAUAAGGUUAUGAUUAAUUAUGUGGUGUACAUUGCAUCAAUUCUCUUUUAUAAGGACCUUAUUUUAACGAGGUUGAAUUAGCUACAAUAGCAUAAGAAUUAGAUAGAUAAGAAAUUGAAUUAUUAGGUUAAACAGGUCAUCGUUAUAAAUCUUAAAAUGUUGCUGAAGAUGGCAACUUUUCAAUUCAAGUUUUGGCAGAAGCUUUAAAAAAAUUAGGUGAUAUCUUUAUUGAAUCUGUAGAUUCAAAAAUCAAUCAAAAUUAAGACUUGAGGUAAAUUAUUUCUUUUUAAAUAAUUAAGUCAAGAAACAGGAUUUAUUUGUAAUUCCUCAGCUCAUUGGUUUUCUAUUAGAAAAAUUGAAAAUGUUUGGUACAAUUUAAAUUCAACUAACAAACGAGGACCAGAAAUAAUCAGUGACUUUUAUCUAUCAGCUUUUCUUUUAUCAGUCAAAGAAAAUGGAUAUUAAAUCUUUGUUGUUAAAGGAGUUUAUCCACCUCCAUAAUUAGAUGUUAUUAUUAUCAUAUAUUUUCUUUAUAGAAUGUCUAUUAAAAUGAUCGUUAAAAAGUUCUUACUGCAUAACUAAUUAAAUAAAUUCAUGAUAGAAGAGUUAAAAAGAAAAAUUAUAAAUUGAACAUUGGUGGUUCUGAUGAAGUUGAAAUGGAAAAAGCAUUAAAAGCAAGUAAAGGAGAAAAAUAUGUAUUUUUAUACAAUUUAUUAUUUUAGGAAUCAACAGAUGAAGAAUUUGAAGAAGAAAAUUAAGAAGAAUAACCUAUAAAAAAGGAUUCUGCUCCAAUAUUUUAAGGAAAAGGUAUACAAUUUGAAAUUUAAUAAUCAAUUGUUAAUUAUUAGAAUUUUAAUAUUGAUCCUCUAGAUGCAGAAUAUAGAUCAAUUAUUCUCAUGACACUUGAAUAAGUAAACUAAUAAUUUAUCAAUUGUUUAGAAAUUUAGUAUGCAAUUAGAAGAAGGUUUAACUAUUCUAUUUUAAUUGCCAGAUGGAAAGAAUAAAUAAUACACAUUUAGUUAUGAUGCAAGUGUUGAAGUAAUUAGAAUUUCCAUAUAUCAAGGAUCUUUAUGAUUUUAUUUUCUAUGAAAGUAGUUAAUCACCUAUGAGAUUCACUUUGGUUUGUCCAAUCCAAAAGUUACAACUGUUAGAUGUUUCAUAAUAGCUUUUAGAUUUAGGCAUAGAUACAAUGACCUAAAUUAUUGUAAAGAAGGAAUGA